AUGUCAAGUCCCGCGCAGCCCUCGAUAUCCACUAAGCUCGCUAUAACGCCAGCUAAGCUCUCACUGGGGAUUAGCUCGUCAACUAUCACCCUCACUGCGACUUUACACUACACAGAGCCUAUCACGAUCUUCAAGCAUGGAACUAUUUUCAAUCUUGCCCUAAACCAUUCUCCUAGUAACUUUGAUUGCGAGGAUAUCACGACCGAGAACGCAGAGCCAAUAAACAUAGGCAUCAAGAAAGGGUGCAAACGGCCAGCAUUUAGCCGUGAAUAUGGAGGUCGCGAUGACCGCUUCUUCGUCACGCUGUACCCAGAAACCCCUAUUUUGUUUGAGGGGGUAUUUCAUCUUGCAAAAAGAUCGUGCCAGCACGUAGUGUUUCAACCCCGACAUAAAUAUCGAUUCGCAACUAAGCAAGGCGAGACGGUGGAUUGGUGGCGAGUGGGGGAGAAGAAGAAUGCGAUGACGUCCCCCGGUGAAUUCGCUGUACUAGGCGAAGCGAGUGGGAGCCCGAUCUCUCUGGGGAUGCAGGAGGUAGAAUUGGAAGUUUUGUAA
This is a messenger RNA of Penicillium paradoxum, 552 nucleotides long. RefSeq lists its product as uncharacterized. Bases 1 to 552 code for a protein of 183 amino acids. The transcript has a single exon. NCBI's taxonomy places the organism in Eukaryota, Fungi, Ascomycota, Eurotiomycetes, Eurotiales, Aspergillaceae. The record is from RefSeq and is a predicted model, not a curated record.